Molecule: messenger RNA, 3480 nt
Organism: Drosophila yakuba
Lineage: Eukaryota; Metazoa; Arthropoda; Insecta; Diptera; Drosophilidae
Gene: msl-2
Product: E3 ubiquitin-protein ligase msl-2
Exons: 2
Coding region: 435-2777 (780 amino acids)
Cellular component (GO): MSL complex
Molecular function (GO): ubiquitin protein ligase activity
Source: RefSeq, a predicted model, not a curated record
AAUUUUUGCUUGGGUAAUUUUUUUUUAGUUGUUAAUUUAUUGUUUCUAAAGCUGUACGCUGUGCAGCACAACCCUUAACAAUGACUUGAGACCACUCAAACAUAAACCAAAUAUUUUUUUUUUUUUUUUUGCACGUGAAACAUAGUGAUAAGGAUAUACAGCAACGUGAAAAAGUGAAAACGGCCAGAGCGUUGCAGUGAAUUUUCCAUUAAAUGAUGAAAUCGAGGAUUAACGCGGUCUAAGCAUGUGUAACUGAUCACCAGGAGACGGGUAAUAGCAGGUAACUAGCCCAGGCGGCACCAGGUAGCGCAGCGGGCGGCGUGGCGCGGGCCAGCGAGGAACUUGGCCAGCGGAGUCUCACUUGCGGGCAGCUAAACGUAAACAAAACAAAAGACCGGCGUGCGUACAGUCCCGGGCAUUAGAAUAUAGCCACCAUGCUGGCCCAGACGGCCUACCUGAAGGUGACGCGCCUCUCGCUGCGCUCCGCCUCGAAUCUCUCCAAGCGGCGGGUGGAGGAGCUGAACUCUGGCAUCGGUGAGCUGCGCCAGCUGCUGUCCUGCGUCGUCUGCUGCCAACUGCUGGUGGAUCCGUACUCGCCCAAGGGCAAGCGUUGCCAGCACAACGUUUGCCGACUGUGCCUGCGCGGCAAGAAGCAUCUGUUUCCCAGCUGCACGCAGUGCGAGGGGUGCUCCGACUUCAAGACCUACGAGGAGAACCGCAUGAUGGGCACACAGCUACUGUGCUACAAGACGCUGUGCGUCCACCUGCUGCACUCGGCGUUAUUUGGCCAGCUGGCCGGGAUGCGGCCCCAGGUGGGCAGGGAGCUGGUGCCGCGCAUCAAGCUGCCGCCCAAAACCACACAGGAGUUUAUUCGCGAGGGCUCAAACAUCUCCGACACGUUCGACACCUUCCUUCCCCAGCCGGAUCUGCCGUUCCUCAAAGACAUGCCCACGUCGCUGCCCGCCGAGACGCCGCCCACCACGGCGGCCACUACUCCGGAACUGCCCUAUGAUCAUCACCUUAACAUCAGUGACAUUGAGGCGGAGGCGGCGGCCACAGCGGAGCAGGGUCACUUCUCGCCGCUACCACUGCUGCCCACAGGAUCUCGCAUGGGUCUGCUCUCCCACGCCGGGCAAAUAGUCAUUGCCACCGAGAGCUCGGAGUCGGGCUUCAUGGAGCAAGCGUGGACGGAUCAGGUGGACCUCUCCGGCGCGGUUUCGGUGUCCAAUUACCCCAAUAGUGGCAGCAACUUUGCCGUGUCCUACGUGAUGCCCACCUCUGCGACCACGACAUUCGAUCCACAGGAACUGCACAUCGGACAGGUGGUGCAAAUGGCGGACUCCACACAGUUGGCUGUGCUAGCUGCCGUUGAGGAGACCGUGGAAACGUCUACACAGUUGACCGUGCUCUCCACCAGCGUUGAGGAGACCGUUGAGGAAACUAUUGAGACGGUUGAAACAUCCACCCAGCUGGCAGUGGUGUCCUCCGCUGAGGAACACAACGAAAUCUCUAGUCAACUGACUGAGCUGGAAGGCACGGAAACCGUCGAGGCUACGGGCAUCGUUGAAGAGGCCGAAGACACCGAAGAGACCUCAAUUCAGUCAGAGGUUGUGGCUGAGCACAAGGAGGACGAUCAUCACAUGGAGAUGCACACUUCACAGUCACCUGUGUUGGCAGAAGUUGAGGAGUCAGUGGAGGAGCAUGUUACCACAAAAACGCAAUUGGGCCAGGUGCAAACAGAAUGGCAGGAUGAGGAGCUGUUGCAGAAAGACUGUGAGGUUGCAAAGACGGCAGCUGAAGAGGCAAAGGAGAAGGAGCAGCAUCCCAGUACGGAGCUGCAGAAGGAUGACAGUGAAGAGCCAACGCUCAAGCGAAAGAGAACCCGUAGUCUAAAAGCGUCACAAGCUGCCAAAAUUGAGCCUGCGCCGUCUGAUGUCAAGGCGAAAAUGCAGGCUGGAAAGGGGGCUUUCCGCAGGAUUCGCGGCAAGGACAAGGAGGAGAAGGUGAAGCCUCCGAAGCCCAAGUGCCGCUGCGGUAUCUCCGGCUCGAGCAAUACCCUAACCACCUGCCGGAACUCACGAUGCCCCUGCUACAAGAGUUACAAUAGCUGUGCCGGCUGUCAUUGCGUGUGCUGCAAGAAUCCCCACAAGGAGGACUACGUGGAAAGUGAUGAGGAUGAUGAUUUUGAGGAUUUCGAAAUGCUCAAGGAAGUUCCAGAGCCGAUGACUCAAUCGGAGGAACUACCCGCUGAUGCCAGGCAGGAGGAGAACAGUCGCGACUGCGCGCCGCCAGAUUCUUCGGGCGACGGCAUAAGCUUAGUGCCGCUGAACAAUUUGCAGCACUCCCAGCAUCCUUUGGUGCUGGUUCAGAACGAGCUUGGCGACUACCAGGGCUUCAAUAUCUUCCAGGGCAGCAAGCCCGUUGAUCCGGCCACCGUUGGCUUCAUGCGCGUCCAGCUGCAGCACAGCGAUGGCAACGGUUCCGUUCCCCAGUAUGCUUACAUGAUGCCACCGAUCACGGUGCCGAAUCUAUCAGCUCCAUCACUUUCGCCACCGCCUCCUCCUGCUCCGGACAGGGAAGUCAUCGAGCCACCGGCGAAAAAGUUCAGAACCAGUAGAACACGCCGAGGAAGGGCCAACUUCUCGGGCCUCGACACGGUGGAUGAGCUUGUCAGUGGCGGAUCCAGGAGCAAUUCUGCCGCUGGCGACAGAUCAUCGGCCACUGACAAUGCCCACUCACUGUUCGAGGAGAUCAUGUCGGGCUCGGAUGACUUGUAAGCUCAUCCUAAACUCAUCCCUAGAUGUUGUCUUGUCUUUUUUUUUUUGUGUGUGUGUGUGCUUAGUGAUGUCCAGAUCCUUUACAGGAUAUAUUUGUCGUACGUUAUGGAUGGCUAAAUUCAACACUGAAUUGUAUUCAUAACGUGGCAUCGUCAUUGAUCCUCUUACUUUUAAGUUAUGGUUUCGUUGUGUUAUAUAUCCCUCUACCCAAGCAACUUCCACUCAAAUGAACUCCCAAAUAUCUUUUAGGAGCAUUCUACAUCCUGAGGAUUUCCCACUUCCCUUUCUGUAAUCAACCAGCAAACGUUUCCAAAACUCAAUUUUUUUUAAUACGUAUUAAGCCAAAAGUCUUAUGUGUAACUAUGUGAAGCAAUUCUGCAGCUGCCGCAAAAAAGAUCUUUUUAAGAGCAAAGCAAUAGUCAAAACUAAAGAAUAUUUUCGUUUAACGAACAGCGAAUUGUAGAAUUACUUAAAUGCUUUGCCCAAAAUGCGGAUGCUGUGAGCCGGAAAAACCCUUUUUUUUUUUGUAAUCUAAGAAAUUUUUUUGAAUAGGCUAAGACUUUUUUUGAGCAUGAAUUUUUUUGAGCACGUGAACCUAGGAUUAAGAACAACAAUUCAAGUAAGCCAUAUAUACCCAUAUUAUAUAUGCAAAAAUAUAACUAAUAAAUAUUUAAAUAAAUAUGAGCAUUGCUACUCUAAAAAA